AUGAUUAGGAACGAGACUGGUUUCGACCUGUGGGAAGAAGUUCAAGGGUCCAGCUUUUUCACCAUUGCUGCGCAACACAGAUCGCUCAUUGAAGGAAGUGCACUUGCUGCCCAACUCGGCAAAUCGUGCCCCAACUGCGAUUCUCAAGCACCACAGGUUCUUUGCUUUUUGCAAACUCUUUGGAACCCUUCGCAAAACUAUAUGGUUUCAAAUAUCAACUACGGAGGAAACUACAGAAACGGAAGAGAUGCCAACACCAUUUUGGCUUCCAUUCACAUGUUUGAUCCAGCAGCCAAGUGCGAUUCUUUAACCUUCCAGCCGUAUGUAAUCUAUAAAUCUUAUUACAGGGAAGUCUUACUAAUAAAUGAUAGAUGUUCCGACCGCGCCUUGGCCAACCACAAGGCCGUCACAGAUUCAUUCAGAACUGUUUACGCAAUCAACGCAGGUAUCCCUCAAGGCACAGCUGUUGCAGUUGGAAGAUACUCCGAAGACGUCUACUUUGGUGGUAACCCAUGGUAUCUCACCACUCUGGCAGCAGCCGAGCAACUUUACGCCGCUUUGUAUACAUGGCAGCAAGAAGGAUCAAUCACUGUCACCUCUGUCUCUCUUCCAUUUUUUAGAGAUCUCAGUUCCUCAAUUGCCGUUGGCACAUACGCUUCAUCUACCAGCGAAUACACUACUCUCAUCAACGCCGUCAAAACCUAUGCUGAUGGGUACAUUGCCGUGAUUGAGAGGUAUGCCGAGCCAGAUGGCUCAAUGGCAGAGCAAUUCUCCCGAAACACUGGACUUCCUCUCUCCGCAUAUGACUUGACCUGGUCAUAUGCUGCCUUCCUCACCGCUGCUGCCCGCCGUGCUGGUGAAGUCCCAGAAUCCUGGGUCAACGCUGCUGCCACUGUCCUCCCCAACCAAUGUUCUCGCACUUCCGCCAACGGUCCAUACGCCGUCGCACCAACCAGUCCCUUCCCAGCAAACCAAACCCCCAUUAGAGGUGUCCCACCACCCACCACCACACGCCCUCCCUGCACCAUCGCAACCGCCGUUUCCGUCACAUUCAGAACCUCCGUCACCACUCAGUUCGGUCAAACCAUCAAGAUCGUUGGAAGUGUUGCGCAGCUCGGCAACUGGGAUCCUGCUAGUGCCAUCACGCUUUCGGCUCGCGAGUACACUGAUACCAACAACGUCUGGGUCGGCGAGGUCACGCUUCCUGCUGGAGCGGCUAUCACUUACAAGUACAUUAACGUUGCUUCCGAUGGGGCUGUUACUUGGGAGAGAGAUCCUAACCAUUCUUUCACUGUUCCGAGGACUUGUGCUACGGCUGCGACGGUUAAUGAUAGCUUUCAGAGGCAGUAA
This is a messenger RNA of Hymenoscyphus albidus, 1350 nucleotides long. The record is from the annotation of a GenBank genome assembly. Lineage: Eukaryota; Fungi; Ascomycota; Leotiomycetes; Helotiales; Helotiaceae.